ACAUCACCGAGGUCAGCCGUGUCUCCUCUCCUCCAUAUCGUCCUAUACCCGGCACCGGCAGCUGCUUCUUUGCUUACUCUUAUUUAAAACAUUUAUGUUCUUUUAUGGUCUCCGGAAACCUUAACAACGAUAAAACAUAUUUCGACACAAUGGCAAUUCCUCCAGCAUAUGCAGAUCUUGGAAAAUCAGCAAAGGAUAUCUUCAACAAGGGAUAUGGAUUUGGACUGGUGAAGCUUGACGUGAAGACAAAGUCAUCAAGUGGAGUGGAGUUUAAAACAUCGGGCUCAUCCAAUGUGGACACCAGCAAGGUGACCGGAACGCUGGAGACCAAGUACAAGUGGGCCGAGUAUGGGCUGACCUUCACGGAGAAGUGGACCACAGAGAACACGCUUGGGACGGAAGUCUGCAUUGAGGAUAAGAUCACAAAAGGACUCAAACUGAAUUUUGAAACCACAUUCUCACCAAAUACUGGGAAGAAGAGUGGAAAAAUCAAGACGGCGUACAAGCGCGAGUACCUUCAUGCCGGCGCCGACGUGGACUUGGAUUUUGCCGGCCCCACCAUCCAUGGAGCGGCAGUGGCCGGCUACGAGGGCUGGCUGGCUGGCUAUCAGAUGAGCUUCGACACGGCCAAGUCCAGGAUGCUCCAGAGCAACUUUGCCGUCGGCUACAAGACAGGCGACUUCCAGCUGCACACCAAUGUAAACAACGGCUGUGAAUUUGGGGGUUCCAUUUACCAGAAGGUGAACGACCAGUUGGAGACGGCCGUCAAUCUUGCGUGGGCAGCGGGCAGCAGCGGCACACGCUUUGGAAUCUCGGCCAAAUACCAGUUAGACUCCAGUGCCUCCAUAUCAGCCAAGGUGAACAAUGCCAGCUUGGUAGGAAUUGGAUACAGUCAGACUCUUAGGCCUGGUAUGAAACUCGUCCUCUCUGCACUGGUGGAUGGAAAAAAUAUAAACGCCGGCGGUCACAAACUUGGCCUAGGACUGGAGCUGGAGGCGUGAGGAUGACUUAUCCCAUUGUGAAGAUGAGUGGAACAUUGAUCCCUUGUGUGUUUCACUCAAGUAUUUCAACACCAACUAGCAUCCUCUCACUGUAACUCCCAUGAUGCAUCAGUCUGACACAUAAUCCCUACACUACAUUCGAUGUGGAAAUUUCUUUAGCUUGACAAUCCAGGUUGCACAAACCUUUAGUGGCGUGUUGCUUUAAGUGGGAUGGAGAAUGUAUCACUCAGCUGUUGUUUUGCACACUAGGCUUUUACCUUUAUCAAUUAAAGCACAUCUUCCUUUUG
Molecule: messenger RNA, 1288 nt
Organism: Dunckerocampus dactyliophorus (ringed pipefish)
Lineage: Eukaryota; Metazoa; Chordata; Actinopteri; Syngnathiformes; Syngnathidae
Product: voltage-dependent anion-selective channel protein 2-like
Exons: 9
Coding region: 105-1001 (298 amino acids)
Biological process (GO): monoatomic anion transmembrane transport
Cellular component (GO): mitochondrial outer membrane
Molecular function (GO): voltage-gated monoatomic anion channel activity
Source: RefSeq, a predicted model, not a curated record